CCUCCCGGACCUCCGACGUUACCCUUAUUGGGAAAUUUGCAUCUUAUGCCCACCAAAAAACCACACAUCCAGUUUCAGAAAUGGGCAAAGGAAUAUGGACCGAUAUAUUCACUAGUUGUCGGAACGAAGACAAUGAUUGUUCUUUCAUCGGACGUUGUUGUCAAAGACCUGCUGGACAAGAAGGGCGGCAUCUAUUCGGACCGACCCGACAUGUUUAUUGGGCAGAAGAUUGCCAGCGGUGAUCUCAGACUCGUGGUCAUGGUAAGCAGUCACGGAGCAGUCAGAUACGGCGAAAAUUGGCGAAUGAUUCAUCGCAUGGUUCACAAUAUCCUGAAUAUCAAGGCCGCGAUAACGUACGUCCCGUAUCAGGACCUGGAAAACAAGAUAUUCCUCGCCAAUUUGUUAGACACCCCAAACGACCUCCUAUACCAUCUGCGACGGUUUACGUACUCCCUGUCGACCCAAAUGAUAUUCGGGUAUCGCUGCACAGACAACAAGGACCCGAAUCUCCUACAACUUUUCGAGUCCUUUGAUAAAUGGGGGAAGCUAGCAGGAAGUUCCAGUGCACAGCUUGCAGAUCUCUACCCAAUCAUGCAGAAACUUCCAGAGUUCAUGGCGCCAAACGUUCGCUACGCGAGAAAUUUACACAAAAUUGAAAAGAAGAAUUACGUCCAUCAUUGGAUGAAGGCAAAGAAGGCACUCGAUGCUGGCACUGGUCUGGCAUGUCCCAAUUCCCCAUGCUUCUGCAAUGACAUUUACAGGGCCCAAACAGUUGAAAAGUUCUCCGAUGACGCUGCAGCAUACAUCAGCGGCUCACUUCUUGAAGCAGGAUCCGAUACCACAUCAGGGACUCUCUAUGGCUAUAUCUUAGCGCUUCUUGUUUGGCCAGAUGUGCAAACGAGGGUCCAGGAGGAAAUCGAUCGUGUCGUGGGUCCUGAUCGGUUGCCUACAAUUGAUGACUACGAAAAUCUCCCAUUUGUCCGUUGCUGCAUCAAGGAGAGUCUACGGUGGAUGCCAACAGUAUUCCUUGGUGUGCCGCACUCAGUGAUCAAAGACGACACCUACAAAGGCUACACUAUCCCCAAGGGCGCUUCUGUGAUUAACAAUGUCUGGGCGAUUCACAUGGACCCAGAACGGCAUCCAGACCCACGAGUCUUCAACCCAGACAGAUACAAAGAUGACCACACCACUCUAUAUCAAUCAGCGGUUGGUGACACAAAGAAACGCGACAACUUCGUUUUCGGGGCUGGGCGUCGUCUCUGUCAAGGUAUCCAUAUCGCUGAAAGAUCCCUUUUCUUGGGAGUCUCUCGACUCGCGUGGGGCUUUACAUUCACUCCCGCGAAAGACAGCGAAGGAAACCCCGCUCAGUACGACAUCGAGGACUUGGUUGGUGGGAUCACCGUGACACCUGCUGAGUAUCCGGUGAUUAUCACUCCCAGAAGCAAGGCAAAGGCAGUGAUCAUGCGCCAGGAGGCAGAGGACUGUGAAAAAGUCCUAGAUCCUGUGACCAAGCAGUGGAAAGCGAUUCCCAAAGGUAUGGCAUUUAGCACUUGGAUGCCAGAGAAGAUUGAUGUUUGA
Messenger RNA from Ilyonectria robusta, 1578 nucleotides. Its product is annotated as cytochrome P450. The record is from RefSeq and is a predicted model, not a curated record. Gene Ontology annotation, molecular function: oxidoreductase activity, acting on paired donors, with incorporation or reduction of molecular oxygen; monooxygenase activity; heme binding. The transcript has 7 exons. Lineage: Eukaryota; Fungi; Ascomycota; Sordariomycetes; Hypocreales; Nectriaceae. The coding region runs from base 46 to 1578 and encodes 510 amino acids.